CAGAACAGGCGUGGUGCUAAUUAUCCUGUCAUUCAGAGGAUAAAUUUAAACCACAACCAUGGAUGGGUUUUACACAAAGGCAGUUCAUUUUUAUGAUGAAGUUUUUGCCAAGAAAGAUCCAAGGGUGGAUGACUGGUUCAUGAUGUCAUCACCGCUUCCAAGCAUAGUCAUCUGCAUUCUGUAUGUGAUUAUCAUCAAGCUGGGUCCAUGGAUCAUGAAAGACAGGCAGCCACUUGGUUUAAGGAACGUCAUGCUUGCUUACAACUUUGUCAUGGUUCUACUCUCCACAUUUUGUUUUGUAGAGUUUGGAGUGGCGGGCUGGUUCACGGGGUAUUCAUUUGGCUGUGAGGAGGUCGACUACUCCAAUUCUCCCAAAGCCUUACGGAUGGCCAAUGUAUGCUGGUGGUUUUACAUGUCAAAGUUCAUAGAAUUACUGGAUACUAUCUUCUUUGUGAUGAGGAAGAAGUUUAACCAGUGCUCCUUUCUCCAUGUCUUCCAUCACGCCAUCAUGCCUGCCUCAUGGUGGUUUGGGGUCAGAUUUGUACCAGGAGGUUUUGGUACGUUCCACGCCCUGCUGAACUCCUUCAUCCACCUGGUCAUGUACACUUACUACUUCAUGGCCGCCCUGGGACCCAGAUACCAGAAAUACCUCUGGUGGAAAAAAUACAUGACCAAGAUGCAAAUUAUCCAGUUUAUCCUGGUUACGGUCCACUCAGUGCAGCUCCUCUGGAUGAAGGACUGUCGCUACCCACGCCUGUUCGCGUACUGGAUACUCGCCUAUGCUGUCAUCUUCCUCGUUAUGUUUGCCAAUUUCUACAUCCAGGCAUAUAAAAAGAAACCCGGUACCAGCUUCGAGUCCCAUACCAAUGGGAAACAGAAGAAACAUUGA
This is a messenger RNA of Dreissena polymorpha, 889 nucleotides long. RefSeq names its product elongation of very long chain fatty acids protein 7-like. The transcript is spliced from 8 exons. The coding region runs from base 59 to 889 and encodes 276 amino acids. Gene Ontology annotation, cellular component: endoplasmic reticulum membrane. Lineage: Eukaryota; Metazoa; Mollusca; Bivalvia; Myida; Dreissenidae. Gene Ontology annotation, biological process: fatty acid elongation, saturated fatty acid; sphingolipid biosynthetic process; very long-chain fatty acid biosynthetic process. Gene Ontology annotation, molecular function: fatty acid elongase activity. The record is from RefSeq and is a predicted model, not a curated record.